AUAUAAUACCGCCUCGUCUCUGUUAUACAUCCUUGACAAUCGUGUCAUUGUCGGAGUUGUCGACUACUAUCAAUGGGAUACGUCAUACGACUCAUGGCAAAUCGCCAAUCCGAUACGAAACACGCUGUCUAUGGGUCGGGUGGAUGAUCUCCAUCUAUGAAGAAUGGGAUGACUCUGAUACAUCCCAUUCGCCGGUGGAUCAUCUCCCUUUGAGGAAGGGGUUUGAGGCUACCUAUGACAUCGCGAUGGCUGCGCUUCUCAUUUCUCUCUCUCUCUCUGCCUCUGCCUCUCAUUCCCUCAAACCAGCAACAUCUUGGUCGUACUACAUAAUAUGGGUUGAACGAUCUACUUAACUUAUGGUAUCUGGCAAGAAUGUUACUCCUCUUCCUCCCUCUCCCCCUUCUUCUCACCACAUUAUAUCUCCGAUCGCGAUAUCCCCUCGUCCAGCUUGUCUUGCUACCGGCGAUCAUCCUCGGCACCCUCCACGCGCUUCUCUACCCACCCGAAGCCCAGGCAUGGGUACAAUACGCAAAUGGCUUCCUCUCGGUCGGCUACCUUGUCCGUGCCGUCGAGCUUCUGCUCGUCCGAGACGUGGAGCAGCUCCGCGCCCUUGAUCGCACCUCUCGUUCCUCGGCAUACUCCUGGCAGCCAAUGCCCGCGGCGUUGGGCUGGACACGUCUUCGUUGGAUGCUCGACUUGGUCAUGAACCCCCGCGCCAUCGGCUGGAGCCACGGCUCAGCCAGGUACCACCACCCGGAGCGUCUACGAAAUCGGCGCCUGCCUUUUUUCUGCAGCCGACUUCUCACACUCGUCACGGCCUAUCUCGUCUUCGAUGCCCACCAGACCUGCUUUUCGCGAAACUAUCCCCGAGUCUGCUCGACGAUCGCGACGAUCCUGGAUACCACUUGGGGGGUCGAGAACGCUCCCGAGAUCAGCGAAAAUAUAGCCAUCACCUACCUAUUCCCCGUUUCCUGCUGGCUAGCGGUCUUCUCCUUCAUGGAAGCAGUCCGCACACUCUACAGUAUGGUGACGGUGGCGAUCCUGGGCACGUUUUCGGACCUGCCGUCCGGCGAACCAUGGAUGUAUCCCGGAUGGUUUGGAUCCGUCACUAGUCUUUUCCGUCUCAACCUCAAAGGUAUCUGGGGCAAGAUGUGGCACGAUCUCUGCCGUCGCCCCUUACUAGCCAUAUCCGUCACCAUGACCCCCCGACGCUGGCCCGGCGCUCUCAAAACCUUCUUCAUCUUCUACCUCUCGUUCAUCAUCUCAGGCACGUUCCACGCAGCGGGCGCAUACGCGACCUUACAAAGCGCCCACUCCGCCGCCAUGAUGAUGGCCUUUUUCAACGUCCUGCCUGUCUUCAUUGCCCUGCAGCAGCUCCUCUCGGAGUACCUCAUUCCACAGCUCCUGCCCCGGGGGUUGUUGGCGGAUGGCGUGGCGUGGUCCACCGAUGCGGUGAUCAUGGCCGUGUGGACGCAUUGGACGUGUCCGUGGUUUACUAAGUACAGUGCGGUGCCGGAGAUCAUUGCGUCGUUUCCCCUGCCGGUCAGCUUCUGGGGUUGGCUGGGUGGAUAUAUGUAGCUAUUUUACUAUGCGGUUAAGGUGCAACCACGCCUUUAGGUGUCAAAGGGCAUAUAUAUAUAUAUAUAUAUUUCUAGAAGUAUAUUACCGGUGCGAAUAGCCAGCUCAUGCGAC
Messenger RNA from Aspergillus candidus, 1692 nucleotides. RefSeq lists its product as uncharacterized. Lineage: Eukaryota; Fungi; Ascomycota; Eurotiomycetes; Eurotiales; Aspergillaceae. The record is from RefSeq and is a predicted model, not a curated record. The transcript has 2 exons. Bases 373 to 1578 code for a protein of 401 amino acids.